This is a messenger RNA of Linderina pennispora, 434 nucleotides long. RefSeq names its product SecE-domain-containing protein. The record is from RefSeq and is a predicted model, not a curated record. NCBI's taxonomy places the organism in Eukaryota, Fungi, Kickxellomycota, Kickxellomycetes, Kickxellales, Kickxellaceae. Bases 92 to 322 code for a protein of 76 amino acids. The transcript has a single exon. Gene Ontology annotation, biological process: protein targeting; post-translational protein targeting to membrane, translocation. Gene Ontology annotation, molecular function: transmembrane protein transporter activity. Gene Ontology annotation, cellular component: Ssh1 translocon complex; membrane.
CCGAAUAGCCCUCGGCUAGCCGUUACGCGCUCCGCUCCGCAUCUCUUCUCAUUCCCAUCUCUAUUGAAUUUUAUACUUUUUUCUUUUAACAAUGCAGAAGCAGGAGACGCAGACUCCGACGGCCAACGUCAUCCAGGAGGCGCCCAAGCAGUUCGUCAAGGAGGCAUCGUGGCUGCUCCGCCGCUGCAGCAAGCCCGACCAGAAGGAGUACGCAAAGAUCGUGCGCGCCGUGCUCAUGGGCUUCCUUGUCAUGGGCUUCAUCGGCUACUUUGCCAAGCUCAUCCACAUUCCCAUCAACAACAUCAUUGUCGGUGGUGCUUAAUACCAGUGCUUCUUGCGGAUUAUUCUAGAACAUCACCAAAAAACCAAUAUAAUAUGCGUAGCACACAUGUACAAGCCUCCUCGCACUGUGUUAUACAUGUCUGCAUGACAGC